Molecule: messenger RNA, 1129 nt
Organism: Daktulosphaira vitifoliae (grape phylloxera)
Lineage: Eukaryota; Metazoa; Arthropoda; Insecta; Hemiptera; Phylloxeridae
Product: serine/threonine-protein phosphatase 2A regulatory subunit pptr-1-like
Exons: 3
Coding region: 176-1129 (317 amino acids)
Biological process (GO): signal transduction
Cellular component (GO): protein phosphatase type 2A complex
Molecular function (GO): protein phosphatase regulator activity
Source: RefSeq, a predicted model, not a curated record
UGUUUAUCUAAUAAUUAUUAUCCAUGUUACAUUCAUCAAACAUCAGCUGAUACUUUACGGUAAUACGAAAAAAUGUAUAAAUGAUUUCAUGUUCUUGGCAACGGAUAUUUGGUAAUAAUUUUUAAGUUAUAAUUUCAUAAAUUUUUUUUGUUUGACACAAACAAAAGGAAUCAAUAUGUCAAAUUUGUUAGAUAUUAACGCAACUAUUCUACAAUUAUUGAAAAAAUGUUUGCCGUUGUUAUCGGCAAGCGAUACUCGCAGAGAUACGAAAAUAGCGACAUUAGACGGACUGUAUUUGUUAUGGACAAAUAAUAAACAAGAAAUUGAUUACUCGGCAACUGUGUAUGAAUUAGUAAUCAAUGUUUUUGUUAAUAAUGUUUUUUCCUCAUCAAAUUCUGUAACUAAAAAAGACAAAAAGGAAACAUUAUAUGAGUUUGAAAACACCGAAUUGGUCUAUCAGAUGUUUCAAGCUUUUCUCAAGCAUAAUGGGUUUCGGCCACGGAAAGCCCAACCAUUUUUAGAUAAAGACUUUGUCGACAGCACUAUACAGCGAUUAAAUAGUACAGUAACUGCUGAAAGGAUAGCAGUUCGAGACACAAUAAGAUACUUGCACGACACCUGUUCUUUUCUACGUUCAUACAUUUUUCAGUCAGCUAUUUGUGUGUUAGAGAGCUUUGCUUAUGGGAAAAUAAGAUAUCACAAUGGUAUUUCUGAAAUGCUGGACGUUCUUAAAUACUCUGUCAUUUACAGCUCUAUUGCAGAAACUGCAUUAAAUGAACUUUCGAAAAUUAUAAUUCAUCUUAUCAGUCACAAAUCCCUGGUGUUGUUCAAUAUUAAACUGGUGGAAUGUGUAGCUGCGAUUGACAAAAGUGGUAAAACAUUAAUACCGGAAAUUUUAAUUACUGUGUUGCGUCUUUGGCGAGAAAACAAAGAACUUUCUCUGGUAUACAUGCAGCUUGUGGAAAAGCUUUACACUUUGUGUGAUAAAGGUGAAUGGAUGGUAUUACAGCCUAGAUUAUUGUCACUCAUAACUGAUGUAAUGUUAGGGAAGGAAAACACCGCAUUGUCAAAUCAAGCUAUUAUGUUAUGGAAUCAAAUAUUUCCUAACAGAAAUCUUCCCGAUAAUUAA